Messenger RNA from Cololabis saira (Pacific saury), 7680 nucleotides. It is a transcript of the gene zswim5, whose product is annotated as zinc finger, SWIM-type containing 5. Gene Ontology annotation, cellular component: Cul2-RING ubiquitin ligase complex. The record is from RefSeq and is a predicted model, not a curated record. The coding region runs from base 5 to 3526 and encodes 1173 amino acids. Lineage: Eukaryota; Metazoa; Chordata; Actinopteri; Beloniformes; Belonidae. The transcript is spliced from 16 exons.
CGCCAUGGCGGAAGGACGUCGAGAACCAGCCCCGCACCAUCCCCUGCUCUCGCUCCCCCCGGCCAGCAAGCGCCCCUGCCUGCGCCCCGCGCCCCGGGGUCCCGGCCCGGGGCCCGGCCACUGCUCCGGCUCCGGCUCGGGCAGCGGCUCCCCCGGCUCCCGGCGCCGCUGCUCCCCGGAGUCCCUGCUGGACUGCGCCGCCAAGGCGGUCGCGGAGAAGUGGGCCUUCGAGCGGGUGGAGGAGCGCUUCGAGCGGAUCCCGGAGCCCGUGCAGCGCCGCAUCGUCUACUGGUCCUUUCCGCGCAACGAGAAGGAGAUAUGCAUGUACUCGUCGUUUCAGUGCCGGGUCGCCGGGGAGGAGGGACCGUCCUCCUCCGCGGCCGGCGCCCCGGCGGCGGCGGGUCCGGGUCCCGGAGCCUCCAGCGCGGCUGCCGGCGGAGCAGGGUCCGCCGCCGGUCCCAAUGCCGCCUCCGCGGGGGCAGCCGGGGCGGCGGGGGCCGGGGACGGGCUGCCCUUCCGCCGGGGCAUCAGGCUGCUGGAGACCGGCUGUGUGGAAAACGUCCUACAAGUCGGAUUUCAUCUCAGCGGUACGGUAACGGAGCCGGCCACCUCAUCAGAACCGGAGAUAACCCACAAGGUAGCCAUCAGCUUCGACCGCUGCAAGAUCACCUCCGUCACCUGCGGCUGCGGAAACCGGGACAUCUUCUACUGCGCACACGUGGUGGCGCUGUCUCUUUAUCGAAUCCGAAAACCUGAGCAGGUGAAGCUACGGCUGCCCAUAUCAGAGACGUUGUUCCAGAUGAAUAGAGAUCAGCUGCAGAAGCUGGUCCAGUAUCUUAUCACAGCCCACCACACUGAGGUGCUUCCCACUGCUCAGAAACUGGCUGAUGAGAUCCUGUCCUCCAACUCCGAGAUCAACCAGGUUCAUGGUGCUCCAGACCCGACGGCGGGCGCCAGCAUUGACGAUGACAACUGCUGGCAUCUGGACGAGGAUCAAGUCCGGGAGCAGGUCAAACAGUUUUUAUCCCAGGGAGGAUACUACGGCUCCGGGAAGCAGCUCAACUCCAUGUUUGCCAAGGUGCGGGAGAUGCUACGAAUGCGAGACUCCAACGGUGCCAGAAUGCUGACGCUCAUCACAGAGCAGUUCAUGGCGGACCCGCGGCUGUCGCUGUGGAGGCAGCAAGGCACGGGCAUGACGGACAAGUGCCGGCAGCUUUGGGAUGAGCUGGGUGCAUUGUGGGUGUGCGUGGUUCUGAAUCCCCAUUGCAAGAGCGAAGAGAAGAGCGGCUGGCUGAAGCAGCUGAAGAAGUGGGGAGACACGGACGUCUGCCCGCUGGAGGACGGCAACUACGGCAGCGAGCUGCCCAACAUCACCAACGCACUGCCGCAGAGUAACCUCGCACAAGACUCCCUGUCCAGGCCGAAGAGGACGGUGUUCAGCCGCGCCGUCGAGGCCUGCGACCUGCACUGGCAGGACAGCCACCUGCAGAGGAUCAUCAGCAGCGACUACUACAUGUCUCCGUCCUACCAGAGGGAGGGGGAGAGCCUGCUGUUCAACCCACAGGGCCUGCCGCUGUGGCUAGACCACGUCCCGACAGCGUGCGCCCGCGUCGACGCCCUGCGUUCCCACGGCUACUCCAGGGAAGCCCUGCGAUUGGCUGUCGCCAUCAUCAACACGCUCCGCCUGCAACAGCAGAGACAGAUGGACAUUUACAAACACCAAAAGAAAGAGCUUCUCCAGAGAGGCGUCACCUCCACCACCAACCUGGAGGGCUGGGUGGGUCACCCCUUAGACCCCAUCGGGUGUCUGUUUGUCACGCUCACAGAGGCGUGCCGCAUGGAUGACGACAACAGCAUGGACACAGGAGAGGGUGAGCCCAGACCUCCGGUUUACCACCACGUGCCGGUGUGGGGGAGUCCAGAAGGGGGAGAGUCCUACCUGACUCUGGCCUUAGAGGUGGCUCUGAUGGGAAUGGGCCAGCAGAGGAUCAUGCCUGAAGGACUGUACGCACAGGAUAAGGUGUGUCGUAACGAAGAACAGAUUGUUGCAAAGCUGCAAGAGCUGGACCUGGACGAUCUCCUCGUUCAGACGCUUCGGAAACAGGCUGUGCAGUUACUAGAAGCCGGUCCGUUCAGCGGUCUUGGGGAGGUCAUCCACAGGGAGAGUGUUCCCAUGCACACCUUUGCCAAGUACCUCUUCUCUGCUCUGCUGCCACACGACGCAGACCUGGCUUACAAGGUGGCUCUUCGUGCCAUGAGGUUGCCGGUGCUGGAGUCGUCGGCGGGCUCCGGGGACAUCAGCCACCCUAAUCACGGCAUCUCUAUAGUCCCGAGCAGAUAUCCCCGCUGGUUCACGCUGGGACACCUGGAGUCGCAGCAGUGUGAGCUGGCCUCCACCAUGCUCACUGCAGCUAAAGGAGACAUGUUGAGAUUGCGAACCGUGCUGGAGGCCAUCCAGAAAAACAUCCACUCCUCUUCCCUCAUCUUCAAACUAGCCCAGGAUGCCUUUAAGAUAGCCACACCAGCAGACAGCCCGCCUGACAUCACCCUGCUCAACGUAGCACUAGAGUUGGGACUUCAGGUGAUGAGGAUGACGCUGUCCACUCUGAACUGGAGGAGGAGAGAGAUGGUUCGCUGGCUGGUAACCUGCGCCACGGAAGUCGGUUUGCGGGCGUUAGUGAGCAUCCUGCAGAGCUGGUACACCCUCUUCACCCCCACCGAGGCCACCAGCAUCGUGGCGGCCACCGUCAUGUCCCACAACACCAUCCUGCGCCUCAGCCUGGACUACGCCCAGCGGGAGGAGCUGGCGAGCUGCGCGCGGACCCUGGCCCUGCAGUGCGCCAUGAAGGACCCCCAGAACUGCGCCCUGUCGGCGCUGACGCUCUGCGAGAAGGACCACAUCGCCUUCGAGACGGCGUACCAGAUCGUGAUCGACGCGGCGUCGACCGGCAUGACCUACUCGCAGCUGUUCACCAUCGCCAGGUACAUGGAGCACCGGGGAUACCCGCUGCGCUCCUUCAAGCUGGCCUCCCUGGCCAUGACGCACCUCAACCUGGCCUACAACCAGGACACGCACCCGGCCAUCAACGACGUGCUGUGGGCCUGCGCGCUCAGCCACUCUCUGGGCAAGAACGAGCUGGCGGCCAUCAUCCCCCUGGUGGUGAAGAGCGUGCACUGCGCCACGGUGCUGUCCGACAUCCUGCGGCGCUGCACCAUGACGGCGCCGGGUCUCGCCGGGAUCCCCGGGAGACGGAACUCUGGGAAGCUGAUGUCGACGGACAAGGCGCCGCUGCGGCAGCUCCUGGACGCCACGAUCUCGGCGUACAUCAACACCACGCACUCUCGACUGACGCACAUCAGUCCACGGCACUACGGCGAGUUCAUCGAGUUCCUGAGCAAAGCGCGGGAGACUUUCCUGUUGGCGCAGGACGGCCACAUUCAGUUCGCUCAGUUCAUAGACAACCUGAAACAGAUCUAUAAGGGCAAGAAGAAACUGAUGAUGUUGGUCAGGGAGCGCUUCGGCUGACCGAACCCCCCCCCCCCCCUCACAGAGACUCUCUUCUUGGGAAGAAGUUAAACACAGUGGUUUCUAUUUAAGUUUCAUUUUGUUUUGAGUCUUUUGUGUUUUUACUCAUGUCGAGCCAAUUGUUGACUAAGUCUCAAGAUUUUGUUCUGUUUUUUUUUCUUUCUUGAAUGUGAACUAGGAAGUGUUCGCAGUACAUUGCUCUACUUGACUGUCACUGCAAAAGGUUGAGUCAAACGUCAAAGAAGCAACAAAAUAAAAAAAGCCCCCUCGCCCUUCGACUGAUGAUAAAUCUAGGAAGAAAAAAUCGAAAGAAUGUGAUGACAAAAGCAAAGUUUUUUGGGCAGCGUGAUAGGAUAUGAAAACCAAAUGAUCUUGCUGGACGGGGUUUUUUUUACUUUCAGCCAGAAGAUGCUUUAAGCUGCGAUAAAUAAGAAGGAAGUGGUUUUCAAUGUGGAGAAAACAACAUCAUUAGAUAAAAACACACAGCAGUUAAAAAACACAUAUACUGUCAUACCUCAACUGUGUUACAUGUCAGCUUUAACUUCUCUAUUUGUUUCAUUCAGGGCUCCUGAGAGGAGCCGAGGCAGAAUACAGAGCUGCUCGUGUGUGUUCUCGCUUCACAAAAUGUCACUCGCUGCAGAUUCUAAAACCUUAAGCUGCUGGUUUCUGAGAAAUAGCUGAAGAAAAGGACCCAUGUUGCUUCACAGUGCGCAUUUUUCAAAUCUCAAAACCUGAGAGAGAAAGAGAGAGAGAGAGGGAUUAUUCAGGAUUCUCUGGAUAGUGGCUGAGUUUAAACAUGUAUACAGAAUAUUUGUGUAUACAGUAUAUCUUUAAUGUCCUAGUAGCUCAUUAUUACAAGUGACAGAAUUAAAAAUGACAGGGAUGGUGAGGAAACAACGUUCCCACGUCCAGAUAUGCCGCUGCGCUGCUGCUCGGCUGUUAACGGCCAAAACCCGCACGUAAAAAACUUCAGCGAUCACUUAUUUACUCUCGAGAAGCAAUAUAUUUCUCCCCCUGUGAUUUUGUUUUUUUAUCACUCACAACAUCAGGUUCACGUUUGUGUUUUUCUGUUAGGUGGCUUUGGAAACUCUUUCCCGUAAUUGCUGGUUCUUAAUUCUGCCUGAAACAUAAGUCCCUUUUCUCUCACAAGAAACUUUUAUGAGAAAGAGAAACUCUCUUUUAAAAGCAAAACCGACUCCAUAGCAGACUCCACCUUUGUGCCUGUGGGCAAGGAUUUGUAUUUGUUUUUAUGGCCCUCUCCUGAUUGAUCUAGCUUCAGAAAGCAACAUGCAUGCACCCCUCCCAAAUUACAGCUGUUUGCUUGUAAACAUAAUGAGGGUUUUAACUCCGUUUGACAAAUUAUUUUAGGGGGCCAAUUAAACAUUUACAAAUACGUGCCGAUGUGGCUCCAUCUCUGCCAGCUGGAGAAAUGACCUUUUUCUUUAGCUAAAAAUGCCACCAAGUGGACAAAAGGAUAAAAUAAGAGAAGACAUAUUUGGUUUUCAGAGCCUUCAGCUUUUUCUCUGUUAACUGCAGGUUUUCAGUAGAAAGGUUGACGCUGGUGGAAAACUUGGCUUCUUUGGAGCCAAAUAUUUUCCCGCGGAGUCAUUGGGGAUCAAAACAGGACAAAAUUAAAAUUAUUUAUCAUAUUAUGCUUAAAAUAACUGCCUUUUUGAAAGAUAUGUAAAUUAGUAUAUAUUGGCUAACAUAAGUUAAAGUAACUUAACGGGUUAAUAAUUAUGCUGCCCACUACUGGCAGUAAAUCAAUUAAUAAAAUACUGUUACAAAAAAAAGAUAAAGGCCAAUAAUUGAAAUAAAUAUUCACAGCUACAGCAUCGGUCGCCCUCAUCUUCAUCAUCUUGGCUUUAAACUCAGUUUCUUUGGUCUUGUGAUGGAAAAGGUUGUGAAGUCAUCUGUGAACGCUACUGUUUGUUAUCAUAACGGACUGUGAAGAAGAGUGGCCUUGUCUUUAUCAAACACACGCAGCGCGCACACAAAAUACUGUACACCAUUCUGACUUGAUGACUUCAUGCGAAGUAUUUGAGACCACACGCCUCGGCACUGGAGGUUAUUAUCUUCUCCUCACCGGCUUGUUUUUCUUUCCCAGUUGCAAAUUGUCGUCGUUAAUGGCAGUACACAGUACGACAAGAGCUCAAAUCAUCACUGAUUAGACUAAAUGUCAUUGUACAAGCACUUGACACAGAUACCUCCUCAGUACGUUCCUCCCUGCUUCAGCGUUUGUUUGAUUGUUGGCGUUACUGACUCGGAAUCGCAGACACACACUGAUAGAAACAGGACUGCAUUUGAAAACAAGAGGCAAAGACAAGAAAAGAAGGGGUUUUGAGCAGAGGAACAUUUUUCUUAUCUGCUUUACAUUCCACGAGAGCUACUUUACUCACGGGCUGGGUAGUAAGUCAUAACUCUGGGCCUUUUUUGGAUCAGAGGAAAUGCAGACAGACAAAUGGAAAAAAGGAAAACUGAGCAAAAGAGAGAGAAAAGAGGCUAAACUCAGUUCUCAGGGACAUCACUUAAAGAAACAAAACAAAAAGUAGUAGCAUUAAGCAUUUAAGAUAUUGUAAAUAUUAAAGUUUCAAUUCAGAAAAUUGUAAAGUUAUAAUUAUUUAUGAUAAGUAUGUUAUGUGUUUGUUUUUUUUUGUGUUCUGGCGGGGUGUACUUGAAUUAUUUUGGAAGGGGGAAUUUUGACAGCAUUUUUUUUGUGAAAGAGCAAAGACUUCAAGGCAUUUCUCAGGUGCUCAUGUACAAUUUUUUUUUUUUCUCGUUUUGUUUGUUUUUUUUCGAUUUGCAAAGAAAAGAAAUGUUCUUUUUCUUGAGGAAGCAUGUUAUUGAGAGUUGAGGGAAAUGAGGGAAGAAUUCAUUUCUGGACGGAUUUGUACUAAACGUGACUAUGCAGAACCACUUGGAUGAUGAUCUUGUCCACUUAGAAAAACCGUAGAGGUGUGGAGGACGGGAGGCGGUGGGCUGAACCACUAUAGAGAUAAGAAGGAGGGGCAGACGGAGACAACCACCCUGCAUGCCGCUAUUUGGACAACGUGCAGUCGUCAGCCUCCAUCGUCUGCAACUUCUAGAGGAGACGAAAAAUUAAAACGGUGGAAAAAAUGCCUUUCAGACCAACCAAUGUACAAAGUUUAUUUCUGCUUUAUUUCUGUCUUUUUCUUUUCUUUUUUUCCAAACAGGACUCAAGCCUUUAGUGUCUUCUCAGAGGAGUCGUGUUAUGCUGUUACACUGCAGUGAAACAGAAUCCAUAAAUGCCAGUGUCAGAAAAAUGUUUGAACAAAACAGACGGCCUGUUCAUUCCUUUUACACUUUCUUUUGUUUUUUUAAUUGUUUUGUUACCUCAUGUUCCGUUUUUAUAUCUCAUUGCCAUAGAUUCCUUUCCCGGUCUGACGUUACUUGUUGCCUCGGUUACUCUCACACAGGGACAGCUCUGAAUUUGAAGCGAUGCAUCACGGUGUGUUCAGGUGUAGCCGCUUCAUCGUUGUCUUAAAGCACAGUGACAUAAGUGCACUGCAGCAGCCUUGUAUCUACAUAGUCAACAUGUACAAAGGACAUUUUUUUUAAAAAGCUGCAAGAAUUUUGCGUCAUUUGAAUGAACAACAAUAAAUAGAUUUCCUUGUGUAAUAUAUCGGGAAAGAAAACAUAAUUUUACCGUUUGCUUAACUCAGAACCUACAGUCUGCUGCCUUUAUGUGAUGCGUUCACUGACAGCAGUAAAACACAGAAGCUUCUUCCUCUGUGUUGACCAAAUCAGCCAGUCCCUGAGGUCGUCCCUGUAUUUCUUUUGUUUGUAGGAGAGUACUAUUUGCUGGUAGAGAUGUAGUUCACCUACUGUUUCCCUCUUUGUUUUUGUUUGGAAUUUUUUCUUAACUUAAGGGAAAAUGAAAAGUGUUUGUUGCCUCUUUGUGCUACUGAUUAUGAAAAAGAUAUUUCCAGUAUUUGUUGCCACAGAAGUAUCAUAGCUUAUCAUCAACAGUUUUUUUUUUUUUUCAUUUUCUUUCUUUUUUUUGUGCAACUUCUUGAGCUACUGUCUAUAAAGCAAGAAUUUAUUACUAUUUAUGUAACGCUACUACCAUUUUAUAUUGAUUUGUGUUGGAAUCUCAGUGCUUUUCUAUGAAUAAAGUGUGAAACACGUUAAAA